AUGGAUGACAGUUCCUCUCUGUACAAAGUCAGCAGUUCCACAGAGUCUGUGGCCACAGUCACCAGUGAAGAGUUUGUUCUGGUACAACCUAGCUCUACUGGGUCACCUCAAAGCUCCGAGGGAAAACCAAAGCUCAAGAUGACUUGGAAUGGUAGUGAGCAGCUGGAGAAAGCCAUGGAGGAGGUGCUGGAUGAUGAUGAUGACGACGCUAAGGUGGAGAAAAGUAGCGUGGAAAAGAUGGAGAAGCACAGCAACACAGAAGUCCAAGUCCUGGAGUUCCAACCGUCAGAACUAUCAUCACCCUACCCAGUACCAGCCAGCCCCACAAGCCAAGAGGAGGACAGUGUCCAGUUCAACAAGCUGUCCUAUCUGGGUUGUACUUGGGUCAAAGCUCCUCGUAAUGAACCCGAAGCACAAAGGGCAAUGGCAACCUUGCGGGCUGAGAGUGCCAUCCCCAUCCCCAUCACACUACAUGUACCCUGUGGACCAGAAGGCUCUGUGAGGGUUGUGGACCAAGCAUCUGGAACAGAGAUUUGUUCCUUCCCCAUUUACAAGGUCUUGUUUUGUGCUCGUGGACGUGAGGGUUCUGUGGAAAGCGACUGCUUUUGCUUCACGGAGAGUUAUCGCAGUUCUGAAGACUUUCAAAUUCACGUUUUCUCCUGCCACAUCAAGGAGGCGGUCAGUAGAAUCUUGUACAGUUUCUCUACAGCCUUUCGGCGCUCUUCACGGCCAGCCGAAAUCAGAGACACACCGCUCUUGAGUCCUCUUGAUAGUAAUCUUUUUAUUUUUACUGUCACUCUGGAGAUUAAGGAAGAUGAUGGCAAGGGAAACUUCAGUCCAGUCCCCAAGGACAGAGACAAAUUGUACUUCAAGCUGCGACAAAGUACUCAGAAGAAAGUUGUAAUUACAGUUCAACAGAUUAGCAAUAAAGAGCUCAUCAUUGAGAGGUGUUUCGGCAUGCUUCUAAGCCCAGGUCAGAAGGUUUGCAAUAGUGACAUGCAUCUUCUUGACAUGGAGUCAAUGGGGAAAAGUUCUGAUGGAAAGGCAUAUGUGAUCACAGGAACAUGGAACCCCAAUUUACCAGCCUUCCAACCUCUUAAUGAAGAAACGCCCAAAGAUAAGCAAGUCUUCAUGACAGUUGCAGUGGACCUGGUCGUCACUGAAGUGGUAGAGCCAGUUAGGUUCCUGCUUGAAACUUUGGUCAGAGUUUAUCAGUCAAAUGAACGUUUCUGGUACUUCAGCCGCAAGACCUUCAGCGAGACUUUCUACCUCAAACUUGGACAGCAUACACAAGAGAGGACAGGUCAAAGUGAUGCUGUGUAUGAGGUGGUGAGUCUUCAGAGGGAGGCAGAGAGAAGUAAUGAAGGGAAAGGACAACUGGCCUCACCCACUGAAGAGGAGGAGGUCGAUGAUGAUAGUGACAGUGAAAUCUCCAGCGGGACGGGAGAUGUUUCAAAAGAUUGUCCUGAGAAAAUUCUGGAAUUGUGGGGAGCAAUCCUCAACAGAUGGCAUGGGAACCUGUCCAGUCGUCCAAAAGGUUUGCACCCACUGGUCCGUAGUGGCAUUCCAGAGCCAUUGAGAGCUGAGGUAUGGCAGCUGCUGGCCGGUUGCCACGACAACCAUGACCUGCUUGAACACUACCGCAUCCUCAUCACCAAGGAUUCUGCUCAGGAGGGUGUAAUCACUCGAGACAUCCACCGUACCUUCCCUGCACACGACUACUUCAAGGACUCUGAUGGAGAUGGACAGGAUUCACUCUACAAGAUCUGCAAGGCUUAUGCUGUCUACGAUGAGGAGAUUGGCUACUGCCAGGGUCAGUCAUUUCUUGCUGCUGUCCUGCUGUUGCAUAUGCCUGAGGAACAAGCCUUUUGUGUGUUGGUGAAAAUCAUGUUUGAGUAUGGCCUGAGAGCUCUCUACAAAAACAACUUUGAAGAUCUUCACUGCAAGUUUCAUCAGCUUGAGAAGCUCAUGCAGGAACAACUACCUGAUCUGUGGGCCCAUUUCCAAGAACUAAACCUGGAGGCUCACAUGUAUGCCUCCCAGUGGUUUCUCACCCUCUUCACGGCCAAGUUCCCCCUUUGCAUGGUUUUCCACAUCACUGAUCUUCUGCUUUGUGAGGGUCUUAACAUCAUCUUCAAUGUUGCCUUGGCUCUGCUCAAGACUUCCAAAGAGGAUCUCUUGCAGGCAGACUUUGAAGGGGCUCUCAAAUUCUUCAGAGUACAACUCCCUAAACGUUACAGAGCUGCAGAGAACGCAAGAAGACUGAUGGAACAAGCUUGCAACAUAAAGGUUCCAACCAAGAAGCUCAAGAAGUUUGAGAAAGAAUAUCAGACGUUGAGAGAAAGCCAGCUCCAGCAAGAGGACCCCAUUGACCGAUACCAGAGGGAGAACCGUCGUCUUCAGGAGGCUAGUAUGCGGUUAGAACAAGAAAAUGACGACUUGGCCCAUGAACUGGUCACCAGUAAGAUUGCCCUAAGGAAUGACCUUGACCAGGCGGAAGACAAGGCUGAUGUUUUGAACAAAGAGUUGCUUAGCACAAAGCAGCGUCUGGUAGAGACGGAGGAGGAGAAGAGACGCCAGGAGGAGGAGACUGCUCAGCUUAAGGAAGUGUUCCGGAGGGAGUUGGAGAAAGCCGAGUUGGAAAUUAAGAAAACCACAGCCAUCAUAGCCGAGUACAAACAGAUCUGUUCCCAGCUUAGCACAAGGUUGGAAAAGCAGCAGGCAGCAUCAAAGGAGGAGCUGGACAUUGUUAAGAGUAAAGUAACAGGUUGUGAGCACUGCAGAGACCUGUUCAGCACCCUGGGGUCCCUCCAAGUGUCAUCUCCGGGCCGCGACAAUGCCACAUCCGAACCGCCGGACGAGGAAAAAGACGGACUGAAGGAGCAGCUCAGGCAGAUGGAACUGGAGCUGGCGCAGACCAAAUUGCAGCUAGUGGAGGCAAAGUGUCGCAUUCAGGAGCUGGAACACCAGCGAGGAGUCUUGAUGAACGAGAUCCAGGCGGCCAAGAACUCUUGGUUCAGCAAAACGCUUAGUUCUCUCAAGAGCUCCGCCUCCUCUUCAUCCACAUCAUCGUCCCCAAGCCCGUCAUCCUCAAAGGAAGGCCCGCCAGCCUAG
Molecule: messenger RNA, 3114 nt
Organism: Nerophis lumbriciformis (worm pipefish)
Lineage: Eukaryota; Metazoa; Chordata; Actinopteri; Syngnathiformes; Syngnathidae
Source: RefSeq, a predicted model, not a curated record